AAUAUUUAUUGGAUACUGCACAGUUGGUGCGGUACGGGUAGCGCGUCUCAUUGCCGCACGGAGCAUCCGUAAUGAUCCGCAAAUUGUUGUGUCGAGUCUGGGUGUGAUGUGCAUGUGAAAAUAUAUGUUUGCAAACGCACCCACGAUACAGGAGAAAAUCAAAAAAUUGGUGUUGUGUGCAUUCCUAGCUGUGACAGCGGCUGCCCCUGAAGACAUCCAGCUAAUAGAAUACAACGUUAACAACAACGGACUUGGCGAUUAUAAUUUUGAUUUCGAGCAAAGCGAUGGUACAGGGCAUUCACAAUAUGGUGAGUUACGAAACCCUGGUUCCGAGAAUGAGUUCGUUGCAGUGAAAGGUUACUACUCCUGGACCGCUCCUGAUGGUAACACAUUCGUUGUUCACUACAUUGCUGAUGAGAAGGGUUUUCAGCCAAGCAUCUCAACGGGCAUUGAUUCUGUCCCUCCCCCUAGAUUACUAGAGCUACUCCGCAGUUCUUAACAUUUUUUAAAUAAAUCCUCUAUUACAA
Messenger RNA from Spodoptera frugiperda (fall armyworm), 527 nucleotides. RefSeq names its product endocuticle structural glycoprotein SgAbd-5-like. NCBI's taxonomy places the organism in Eukaryota, Metazoa, Arthropoda, Insecta, Lepidoptera, Noctuidae. The transcript has 3 exons. The record is from RefSeq and is a predicted model, not a curated record. The coding region runs from base 125 to 499 and encodes 124 amino acids. Gene Ontology annotation, cellular component: chitin-based extracellular matrix. Gene Ontology annotation, molecular function: structural constituent of chitin-based larval cuticle.